CAGGCAUCAGUUACCUUCAACGAACCGUGAGAUUCGGAUCUAUUGCUUUGUCAUUCCUUCUCGUUCUGUUUAUUUAAAAGUUAAAGCGCCGCCAUGCCCGCCGCCGCCGCCGCCGCCGCCCCCCUCGGGACGCUCAUGUACCAGGUGGACGAGACUCUGAGGACCUUCGGCUUCGACAUCAAGAGCCUCGUGAAGUCCCUCGACCUCCAGACCUUCGGGCUCCUGACGCUCCUCGUGGUCGGGGCGGUGUUCCUCUUCGACUUCCUGAGCUACGGGUACGCCUCCUACACCGGGGACGCCGCCGGGCACACGUCCUACGGCAGGAGCCUGGUCACGACGGCGGCGAAGGUGUGGGACCAGCGCGACCAGCUGGGCCUCAAUCCCUACGUCCGCGGCGGCCGUGGAUUGGAUUCCAUGACACAGAUCCUGGACGAUAUCGCUGACGCCAUCUUGAAGUAUGAAGGACUGGAGGACAAUGUCGUGGGACAAUCUCGGCAGAGCAAAGUACUCCAGCAAUAGAACAGCUGCAACACAAAAAAAACUUGAGUUUACCCUUCAACGCGCACAAUAGAAAACGGGAAAUAUUCUUCAGCUACAGUGACUGGAGAUGCUUACAAUUGGAUUGUUUAUAAAUAAUUCUUUGCAGGCCGAAGAUAAUGUCGUUAUA
Penaeus vannamei (Pacific white shrimp) is the source of this 667-nucleotide messenger RNA. NCBI's taxonomy places the organism in Eukaryota, Metazoa, Arthropoda, Malacostraca, Decapoda, Penaeidae. The record is from RefSeq and is a predicted model, not a curated record.